This is a messenger RNA of Exophiala spinifera, 1305 nucleotides long. RefSeq lists its product as uncharacterized. Lineage: Eukaryota; Fungi; Ascomycota; Eurotiomycetes; Chaetothyriales; Herpotrichiellaceae. Bases 1 to 1305 code for a protein of 434 amino acids. The record is from RefSeq and is a predicted model, not a curated record. The transcript is spliced from 3 exons.
AUGGCUUGCGAUGAUGGUACCCCAGCCCCAGAGUGCGAUUCUCGCCAUGGGACAGGGAGCCGACGCGGAGAUUCGAAUCUCUCUCGUCGUGAAAGGAAACGGGCCAGUGAUCGAAUGUCACAGCAAGCAACGAGAGCGAGGACGAAGGCGUACAUUGCACACCUUGAAAGCACCACCCAAAGGCUGACAGAAGCACUGGCGGGUGAAGGGACCGCCGCACUCUCCAAGCGAUUGUCGGAACAGCAUGACCAGAUUGAGACUUUGAAGAAGGCGCUGGCGCGGAUUGCCAUGGUCGCCAAUGCCGCCAAUAAUGGCUGUAAUGCGAACGACUCUGAGUCCUUUCUCAGGGCCGAAGUAGAGAGCCGUUCGCUACGAGAUACUAUCCUUUCAAACCGGUGUGAGACGAUCCUACCGAGUACCGAAGCUUCUGUGGUGGACUCCAAGUGUGGCUGCUUUCCCUCGGACACAUUAGCGCCCGCAAAUGCUUUCGCGCAACAAGAAUCCCUACUGCAAAUGUAUUCCCUGCCAGAUCUUCUUUGCGGAAAUCAAGACCGCGACUACUUCAGCAUUCUCAAUCAAGCAUUGGAGACCAUCGAGAAUAACCACGCCCGCCACCUGUUUUCCGGACCCGAAGUUGACGAUGACACUUGUAUUCGAGCGAUACUACACGGGUGGGAUGCGGCCAGGAGCAGAAACCCCUUUGAUGUCGGUUGGCAAUUGCUAGAGUUGCUGGAUGAAGGUCUCUUCUGUAGAAGUGGGUCGGUGGAGCGAAUGGCCAUUCUGAGGGUUAUGAGAGCUAUGCUUAUGACAAAAAUCAAUCCUCGACUCACACCUGAACGGAGACCGCCUGCUUAUAUGAAUCCAAGGUUAGCAUAUCGCAGGCCAUCCCAAUUUUUAUUGCUAAUGAAGUAUAGUCACUUGCAACUUCAAGUUAGUCAUGUAAGAUUGAUCGAUUACUUUACCUGGCCUGAAGUUCGUGAUUACCUGAUCAUCAGUGGUAUCACAUACGCGCCGGAGAGUUUGGCCGCACAGUUUGCCGCAGAUAUUGGCCUCAAGUGGCCAUACACCCUGCGAGACACUUGUACAUAUCGACCCUCAACUGGGAGGUACACGUUUUCCCACGAGUUCACUGCCGUGUGUGAUGACUUGGAAUCAUGGUAUAUGAAGUCGCCCUCCAUACCAAGUCAUUUGCCGAUUUCCCCAGACAAAUUUACCACAGGCUCUGAGGAGGACUGGUGCGAACCUCUAUGCGAGCAGUGGAACAUGCCGCUCAAAGACUUCCCUGAGACCUCCCUGUUCUCAUGA